Molecule: messenger RNA, 3020 nt
Organism: Plodia interpunctella (Indianmeal moth)
Lineage: Eukaryota; Metazoa; Arthropoda; Insecta; Lepidoptera; Pyralidae
Gene: CPT2
Product: Carnitine palmitoyltransferase 2
Exons: 8
Coding region: 186-2147 (653 amino acids)
Biological process (GO): fatty acid beta-oxidation
Cellular component (GO): mitochondrion
Molecular function (GO): carnitine O-palmitoyltransferase activity
Source: RefSeq, a predicted model, not a curated record
AUAAGAUUAAAGUUCGUCUGUAGUGUAGUAGCUGGUACUUUGUAAUAGUUGAUUUCAAGAUUUUGUUAUUUUUUUACUGUUUUUUCUACUUUUGUAUUAAGUUUAGUUUUAUUUUGUAUCUCCCAAGUAUUUUCUUAUAUAGAUAUUAACUCUUAAGUGAAAACAGGAAGCAUUUAUUUAUAAUAAUGAUUAACGUUCACAAAAUUUUUAAUAAAGAGAACACGGUUCUAAGAAGUUUUAUUCAACGAAAAAACUUUUCUAAACGUAAAAAUAUCCGUGAUAUUGAAUACCAGUACAUACAGAAGAGUAAAGUGCCUACUAUGCAUUUUCAAAAAUCUCUACCUCGUUUACCUAUACCGGAGUUAUCUAAGUCUGGUGAACGUUAUCUAAAUGCAUUACGGCCCUUAUUAAACAGCGAGCAUUACGCCGCAGCAGAGCAUAGAACUAAUGACUUUAUAGCUAAAGAGGGUAAAAACUUACAGUCAGAAUUAAUUGCAAAAGACAAAAGAAACAAACACACAAGUUACAUAUCAGAAUAUUGGUUUGAUCUGUACUUACGUGAUCGAGUUCCUUUGCCGAUAAAUUAUAAUCCACUGAUUGUAUUCCAAAAUGAUAGUCGACCAGCUUACAAUAACCAGUUGGUAAGAGCAACUAACUUGUUGAUAAGUUCGGUUCGUUUUAUGGAGUCCCUUAGAGAGCAGAUUCUUGAGCCUGAGGUUUUUCAUUUGAAUGCUAAAAAGAGUAACACUGAGUUCUUUAGGACAUUCACAGGGAUGUUACCAGAAGCUGUAUCAUGGUAUGGUGCUUAUCUUAUGAAAGCAUUUCCCCUAGAUAUGAGCCAGUUUGUAGGAUUAUUUGGAUCUACAAGGAUUCCUAAACUAACAAAAGACAAAAUUUUCAGAGAUCCUACUAGCAAACAUGUUGUUGUACAGAAAAAUGGAAACUUUUAUGCUUUUGAUGUAUUAGACGCAGAUGGUAACAUAUUAUCACCUACUGAACUACUAGGUAACUUGUCUCGUAUAUUGAAUGAUCCUUCUCCUAAAGCUGAUCAUCCACUUGGCAUAUUAACUACUCAGAACCGUGAUGAUUGGGCCAGACAAAGAGUUCAUUUAGAGGAAACUGGCAAUGGAGAAACAUUAAGAAAGAUAGACUCUGCAAUUUUCAACUUGGUUUUAGAUGAUAUUGUCAUAGAUGACAAUAAACAUUUGCUCUUAAGACACUUUCUACAAGGUGAUUCGAAUAAAUGGUUUGAUAAAUCAUUCAACCUGAUAGUAACGGGUGAUGGGGUCUCCGGCGUCAACUUCGAGCACUCGUGGGGUGACGGCGUGGCAGUGCUCAGAUUCUUCCAAGAUGUCUACAAUGAGACCACGACCAAGCCUUACAUACACCCAGAUUCAAAACCUUCGGACAACAAUAUCAGUGUUCAAAAGUUAGAGUUUAACUUGGAUGAUAAAUCGAAGGGUUUUGUAACUAAGGCCUUAAAAGACUACAAAAAUUGGUGCGACACUAUAAGCAUUGACUACAUUCUAUACGAAGGUUUGACAAAGGAGGCUUGUAAAAAGUUUAAAGUCAGUCCAGACUGUAUAAUGCAGCUAGGAUUCCAGGCUGCGUAUCAUUUACUGCACGGCGCGUUCGUGGGCACGUACGAGUCGUGCAGCACGUCCGCGUUCAAACACGGACGCACGGAGACCAUGAGGCCGUGCACUGACCACACUAAGCUGUUUUGUGAUAAACUUCAUCUAAACAAUUCGCCCAAAGAGGAACUGCGCUCAAUCAUGGCAGAGUGCUCAAUAUACCACAGCGAGUUGGUCAAACAAGCCGCUAUGGGACAAGGCUUCGACCGGCAUCUGUUCGCGUUGAGGAAAAUCGCCGAAGAAAAUAACUUGCGAACACCAGAGCUGUUCGAUUCAUACGAAUAUAAGUAUUUGAAUAAAUCGAUACUAAGUACCAGCACGUUGUCGGCGCCGAGUGUGAUGGCGGGCGGUUUUGGACCCGUAGUUAAAGAAGGUUUUGGCAUUGGGUAUUCAGCGUUCCCUGACAAACUGGGCGCAGCCGUGACCAGCUACAAGCCUCACAACGACAGCUCACAGUUUAUCGAAGCGUUGCACAAAUCAUUCCUAGAUAUCACUAAAAUAUUGUCCGGUUAACUUUGUGUUGCAACUAGUGUUGUGCCGCAGGGAAAUUCUAUAUUCUCGGAUUUAAAGUACUUUCUCGAUAAUUUCCGCUGUGCAGAACGUUUCUUUACUUUUUCCGAGACAUUUUUGUAAACGGCACAUCGCUAGUUACAACAGUAGUGAGCCGUCCGUUAAUCACUUGAUGUUUCUUUAGCAUUUAACUCAUCAUAACUAUGAAAUAACACGCCGCUUUUGGUUUAAAAUUCGAGCAUUUGACGAAAAUAUAAAUACACAUGACAUCUUACUACAUCCCUGUUGUUAUAUUUCGUCAUUUUUGCUGAACCUCGAGACUCACGUGAUUAAGAAAAGUGCAUCAUCUUCUAUUCGCUCAUACAAGAAAGAGAAAUGCGUUAAUAAUAAUUUUGGCUCUCUAUUCAUCUGUAUGAAGAUAUAGAAGGCUUGUGAUUAAGAUGUAAAGUUUUAUAUCAUCACUAAAAAGUGAAAAAAUAUUUAUACUUCUGUUAAAAAAAGAAGGAUAAGGGAUCAACAAAGUUUAAUAUUGUUAGUAUUUUGUACAUUUUUUUAUUAAUUUAUUUUAGAUUUUAUAAACAUACAUACGGUUUAGUCCAAUCAACUAGGUUAGAGGAACAGUGGACCGCAUGUUAAGUUAAGUAUUGAUUCUGCAAUAGGGGCGAAUUUGCAAUUAAUCUAGGAUCGAUUUUUAUUCCACUAUUUCUUAUAACUGCUUGGUAUCUUUGUUAAUCAGUUUUUCUAUUUUAUAAUACCUAAUACUUAAAGUGCCUUUAUAAAUGCCUUAUCAAUGCAAUAUUACUAUCAUUAGGUAGUUGUGUGUUUAAAGUAGCAUGUGAAAUAAUAUAUUUUUCAAAAUAAACUAUUUAUUUAUAA